GAGCGGUUCCUCCCCCCCAGAGUGAGUGACGGGAGGAGGAAAUCUCGCGACAGCCGCCUUGGUUUUUCUCGUCUGCCUGGGAAAUAGAGCGUUGGUCCGCACGAGGGUGACGGUGUCUGUGUGCAUCUCUUUGGGAGUUAAACAUGGAGCAAGGAAUGGAAUACAUGAAACAGCCUGCAACUCAUAGCCAGGGGAACAUCCUGUGUUGCCAAUGUGGCAUUGCAAUCCCACCAAACCCAGCCAACAUGUGUGUAUUUUGUUUACGGACUCAGGUGGAUAUUACAGAAGGAAUCCCUAAGCAAGUCACUGUGCAUUUUUGCAAACAAUGCGAGAGGUACCUUCAGCCACCAGGAACUUGGCUACAGUGUGCCUUGGAAUCAAGGGAACUUUUGACAUUGUGCCUUAAAAAAAUCAAAGCUUCUCUUAGUAAGGUACAUUUGAUUGAUGCAGGAUUUGUAUGGACUGAACCACAUUCCAAAAGACUUAAAGUAAAACUGACUGUUCAAAAAGAGGUGGUGAAUGGUGCAAUUCUUCAACAAGUGUUUAUAGUAGAGUACAUUGUUCAGUCUCAGAUGUGUGAUGAUUGCCAUCGAGUUGAAGCAAAGGACUUCUGGAAAGCAGUAGUUCAGGUUAGACAGAAGACGAUUCAUAAAAAGACUUUCUACUAUUUGGAACAAUUGAUUUUAAAGCACAGACUUCACCAGAAUACUCUACGGAUAAAGGAGAUUCAUGAUGGCCUGGAUUUCUACUAUUCUUCAAAACAGCAUGCUCAGAAAAUGGUGGACUUUCUUCAGUGUACAGUUCCUUGUAGGUCCAAAUCAUCCCAGCGUUUGAUCUCUCAUGACAUUCAUAGCAAUACUUACAAUUAUAAAAGCACCUUUUCUGUGGAGAUUGUACCAAUAUGCAAGGACAAUGUUGUAUGUUUGUCCCCAAAACUGGCUCAGAGUCUUGGGAAUAUGAGCCAGAUUUGUGUUUGCAUCCGAAUAACUAGUGCUAUUCACAUCAUUGAUCCUAAUACAUUGCAAAUUGCAGAAAUUGAUGGAAACACUUACUGGCGUCAUCCGUUUAACAGCUUAUUCCAUCCAAAGCAAUUGGAAGAAUUUAUUGUAAUGGAUAUCAGCAGAGUCCAUGAAAGGAAGCAAAAUGCUGGUGCAGGGAUGAAGUCCACCAAACAUGCACUUGCUGAAGCUUGGGUUCAGAAGACAUCAGAACUGAACACAGACCACCAGUAUUUCUGUCGCACUCACUUGGGACAUCUGCUGAAUCCUGGAGAUCUUGCGUUGGGAUUUGACUUGGCCAACUGCAAUCUAAAUGAUGAAUUUGCAAAUAAGAUGAACCCUCAUAAUGUUCCUGAUGUGGUACUGAUUAAGAAGUGUUAUGACCGCACUAAACGUCAGCACCGCAGGAACUGGAGACUGAAAGAAUUAGAAAGAGACAGAGAGGACAUGGAUACAGAAGAUGAAAGACAAUACCAAGAUUUCCUAGAGGAUCUAGAAGAAGAUGAGAUAAUUAGAAAAAAUGUCAACAUCUAUAAAAAUCCAGUCAUUCCGGUGGAAAGUGACACAGAUGAUGAUGGUAUUCCCCAGAUUAGCCUUGCUGAAAUGUUGGAGGAUCUUCAGAUAUCUCAGGAUGCUACUGGAGGAGAGGGUGCUGAUAUGUUGACAGAGUCAUAAUGUCUGUAUAAGUUAAUAGAUCUUACUAAUGUGACUGUUCUUCUCUACAGAAAAACAGUCACAACUAAAAUCUGUUAUAGAUCACACAAAGUUAGGCAGAUAAUCUUGAAUUCUGAUGGAAAGAAUAAUUACUGAUUAAUAAAUUAAAGGAUUAUGUGUUUCA
This is a messenger RNA of Pogona vitticeps (central bearded dragon), 1836 nucleotides long. It is a transcript of the gene NMD3, whose product is annotated as NMD3 ribosome export adaptor. The record is from RefSeq and is a predicted model, not a curated record. NCBI's taxonomy places the organism in Eukaryota, Metazoa, Chordata, Lepidosauria, Squamata, Agamidae. Gene Ontology annotation, cellular component: nucleus; cytoplasm. Gene Ontology annotation, biological process: ribosomal large subunit export from nucleus. Gene Ontology annotation, molecular function: ribosomal large subunit binding.